GGUCUAUUCAAUUUGUGAGCGGCUAUCAAAAAGCUUUUCGCCUUUUUUUUUUUUUUUUGCACUAAACAAAAAAUAAGGGUAAAAAUAGGAAAAAAGGAAUGGAGAGAGAGAGAGGUGGUUUGGGAUAAGUUAAAGAGGCAAGUGUAGUAGGCUUUAGAGUGCUCCGGGUGAAACUCUUGAAAUGCUUGUUGGCUUUAAAGCAACAAUUCCCUUUACUUUAGCCUCCAAAUUCAUCUCAACAUAUAAUUAUGGCUUUCUUUCUAUUACUCCUACCACUACCCUCUUCACACCUCCAGCUAGUUUGAAGAGAGAUGAAAAUAAGGAGGUGGAUAAUUAUGCUGAACUGAAGGAGAAAGUGGAAAAUUUGGGUAUAUGUUGCAAUUCUGUUACCCCUGAAGAAUACACACGAUUAAUGUGUCCUAAGUGCAAAGGUGGUCAGCUAAUAGAAAGGAGUUUAUCAUUUCAUAUGUCCUGGAAAAGGAAUUAUGCAUUAUGGAGGUGUUUCAAUUUUGAAUGUGGAUGGGCAGGCCAGAUCCUUGCACACAACAGCACGGCAACUAUGGCAUCUGAUGGGGUCCAUCAACUUGGUAGAACGAAUUCUCCUCGGAUACUUACGGAGGAAAACUUGAAGUUAGAGCCGUUAGAUGAUGUGCUGGCUGCAUAUUUUGCUAAGAGGAUGAUAUCAAAGGAUACUCUGGAGAGAAAUCAUGUCAUGCAAAUGGCUGGUGAUCAGAUUAUCAUGGCCUUCACUUAUAGGCGGAAUGGUAUGCUCAUUGGCUGCAAGUAUCGGACUCUUGAGAAAAGGUUUUGGCAGGAGAAGGGUACGGAUAAGGUACUUUAUGGACUGGAUGAUGUAAGAGAUGCAGAUGAGAUUAUCAUUGUAGAAGGUGAAGUAGAUAAGCUUUCAGUGGAAGAAGCUGGAUUUCCUAACUGUGUCAGUGUUCCUAAUGGUGCACCACAGAGCAUCGCAUCCAAAGAACUGAUACCGCCGGAAGAGGAUAUCAGAUUUUCAUACCUGUGGAACUGCGCAGAGUGCUUAGAGAAGGCGUCCAAAAUUUUGCUGGCAACUGAUGGCGAUUUACCAGGUCAAGCAUUGGCUGGAGAGCUUGCCCGCCGUCUGGGGAAAGAAAGGUGUUGGCAAGUAUGUUGGCCUAAAAAGGAUGAGUUUAGCAGUUAUAAAGAUGCGAAUGAGGUACUAGUAAAUCUGGGAUCAGAAGCUCUGAAAGAAGCAAUUGAAUGUGCCGUGCCAUAUGAAAUGCAGAAUUUGAACUAAUCCACAAUGUUCUCGGGAUCUCAAGGGAGGAAUCUUUUCAACACUACUCGACUCUCUCCUCGAGACCUUAUGCACCUACUGCAUCUGUAAGUAACAUUACUCAGGAUAAGGACUCAAAGCAGUUUUUGUCAACACCUAAAUUUCCCUUUUCAUAGUUUCUAUGGACUUGGAUUUCACAAAGAAGUGCUUAAAUAGGUGACGGAUUUGGUUGAUGAAAAUCAUUCAUUCUCUACUUGGAAUGGAGGUUUUGGCACUUAUAUUCACCACACAAAGUACCUUGUUAUAAUAACAAGAUGCUGAUGGUGGAACGAUAUCGGCUUGUACACAGAUUUAAAA
Messenger RNA from Capsicum annuum, 1609 nucleotides. RefSeq names its product primase homolog protein. Lineage: Eukaryota; Viridiplantae; Streptophyta; Magnoliopsida; Solanales; Solanaceae. The record is from RefSeq and is a predicted model, not a curated record. Gene Ontology annotation, molecular function: single-stranded DNA binding; 5'-3' DNA helicase activity. Bases 182 to 1273 code for a protein of 363 amino acids. The transcript has 14 exons.